UUGGUCCUCCUGGCACCUAGCCCCCAUCCUUAGGUUCUGUCUAGAAGUCACCUCACUGAUGCAACAAAAGACACCUUUAUCACUCACUACUUGACAAUCUGAGGGUUUUAGGAGCUCUGGUGCCAGAAAUGAGCAUGAAGACCAAAUAAUACAUUUCUUAUUAUAAGUUACACUGUCACAGGUGUUUGUCCUUUUCAUCCAAAUGGUCGAGUAUAUUAGCAUACAGUUAAUAGUAUCUCAUUUUUAAAAUUUUUUAAAUUUAUUUUACUUACUUCUUGAAGGGGGAGGUAAUUAGGUUUACUUGAGGUACUGGGGAUUGAACCCAGGACCUGUGCACACUAAGCAUGUGCUCUGCCACUGAGCUGUAUCCUCCCCCCUGGUAUCACAUUUUUUUAAUAUAAGGUUGGUAAUAAUGCCCUUAUUCCUAGAUUGUAGUCAUUUUGAGCCUUUUUUCUUGAUAAGUCUAGCUAAAAGCUUAUCAAUUCUGUUGAUCUUUUCAAAGACCCAUCUUGUGGUUUUGUUCAUUUUCUCUAUUUUUGUAUUCUCGUGGCUAAAGUUUGGCAGCAGAGGAUACAGUAUGGAAAGAGGAAAAAGGUGAUGCAUAGGCAAAGUCCACAGAAGUCAGUGCGGGCUUCCAGGUCCUGCUCCCGGAGAGCCGCUUCAUGCUUCCUCUGCAGCUGGACGCGGCAGGCUCACGUGGUCUCUGGAGGCGUUGAUAUACACAGUAACAAAUUCUUGAAGAUCCCAAAGAACGUUUGUUUAUGUAGGUUAUAUCGGUAUUUCCUUCAUUAGAAACCAAAGCUGAGACACUUGUAAAAAAUCAUUUCAUUGAAAAGUAACAAAAAGUUCUUACAUAUUAAUGUAAAUGUUGUCCAAAACAGUAGAAAACCAUAGUAAAAAGAGUGGUAUUGUUUUGUGUUUUUGCAAAGCUCUUUAGUAUCUUUCUUAGUAGGAAAUAGUUGGAUUCUCCUAUCUGCUUCUGCAUGUAAUGUUUUGCUACUUGUUAUUUUAGUUAGAAGUUGUUGAAGGGUGUUUCUUGGAUGACAGAAAUUCAUUUCUGGUAGGUCACUGCUGCAUUAUGCCCCUAAACAUUCACUGCCACAGUUCCUACCCGCUUUUACGUUUUCCUUCUACGUGCUCAUGUCAUUGGGCAAAGUGUCGUGGCUUGGGUGGCUUAGAGCCUGGGGCUGGUCAGUGUACAGCAGUGGUUGCCAUUCUUUCUCAUCCUGCAAAACUUGAAUGGCUCCCCUGUGGUUGUUAGGGAAGGAAGACAGCGCUGAUCAUGGGGGUAGGGGGCGCACAGAGACCAUUCAGCUAGUUCACCCCGGAUGCUUGCCACCAUCUGCACCAGAAGAUGCUGCUGGCCGAUGGAAGAUCUGAAUCGAAGGACAGUUGAGGGAACAGCUGCUGACUUUGGGAGUGGAUGUCCUUGGAGCUGUGUCCUUGGGCUGAGGCCUGAAUACUUCAUCCCAUUAGUCAUGAUUCCUCAUGGUUUCCUGAUUAAGGGAAAGCAGAACCCUCUUGGAUGUGUUUUCUAGACUAUAGUUACGGCUCUGAAUUUAACUGCCUGCUGGAUCUGUCAUGCUUUACCUAAACUUGCUGACAAGAAGGGAGAUUCUGUCCUAUGCCUCUUCUGGUACCUGAAGUCUUGAAUCAUUCCUCAACCUUCAGUUUUAUAAAAUCUGAAUCUGAACCCCAUGACAGUUAAAAAUGCCGCUGUUGAGGUUCUUGGAAUCCUGUCAGCAGAACCUGGGGCUACCGCAGUAAGCACUGUAGUGUGCCUGUAACGACGGGGGUGAUUAGCAGGGAGUAACAGGUUUUACAGGUUUUCUUCAGCGGCAUUGCAGCCUGCUUUAGGGGAACCGUUCAGUUCUAUUCAAGGAGUCUCUCUACCUCAAGAGGCAUAGAAUUGGCUCACUCCUAUUGUGGUAAGUGGUACUUCUCUCCUUAUGCAGUUUGUGUCUCCACAGAACGUUGCAGCUCAUGUAGCUGAUACUUGCCUAGCAAACAUUAAUCACGUGCACUUGGAGGCAGUUGGCAGGGAUUUCGAGGUACUGGAGACCACUGCCCCUCUAAAGGGUCGGGUUUCCCUGAGGCGCUGAAAUGAGUUCCUAGACAAAACACCAAAGUAGGGUAACUGCCUGCUGCCUGUGUGCUCUGUGGUCUCUCAUUCCAACUUUAGGGAAUACUACAACGAGAAAAGGUGGUCUGAAACUUGUCUGACCUCUGCUGUGAAGACACAGCAAACUAAGUGUAAACUUUCGAGCCCCAACGAUGGUCCCGUUGCCGCUCUGAACUUCCUGCUGCCCAGUCGUGAUGGGUGUAUAUGUGGUUGCCAGCACCCCGAGGUGUACCUGGAUUAACCAGUCAGAAGGGGUAGAGCAAUUCAUUCCCACUUCCCCGCUCUCCCAGGGAGAACGCCACGUGGCUCUGAGAGCUGUGAACCUCGAUGGCAUGUGGGACAUAAUGGAGAGCCUGGCUCUGGCCUGGUCACUGUUACCCAGUGUUACCUAAGAGGAAGUGUAAUCAUUAGGGUAUCUGACUGCGGUGGCCUGUGCUUCUGAGUCAGCUUUGGAGCUGGAUACAUGAAAGACUGGGGGGCAGAGAUGUGGGUGAACAGCUUCUCCAUGGGACUCUGAUGACCUUUCUCUUCUUACAGGGCCUUCAUCUCACUCUGACCCACACCUUGGCAGGGCGCCCCUACAAAGAAGACAUUCAUCAUUCCUGUGCAGAGAAGGAAAUUCUGAAAUUCAGCCAUAGUUGGAGUUUGUCAGAUUUCUGACAUUCAAAAUAACUGGCUUUUAAGACUCUGAUACUGCAUCAAAUCGACGAUGAACUGGAAUGCAAAACCAGAGAGUGUCGCCUUACCACCACAGUAUCCUAAAAAACAGGCAUCUUUUUUGGAGCAGGCUUUAGUUAACACACUUAGCAUGACGUCUCAAAGUUCUUUAAACCAUCCUGGAAGUAACCAAGAAGGAUGCCCAUUUCUCAGUAAUUCAAAUCCAGUUUCACAGCCACUGCUCAACAUCAGAAAUUAUAAAUCUCAACAAAUGCCUAUUUCUGAUAUGCAUGGUGGGACAAUUGUGACCUCACAGACGUCCGUGGAGAGAAUAAUACAUGCCAAUGUUAAAGGACCCAAACAACGAAGUCAUGAUUUGCACAUGCCUUCAGGAGUUACACAGGAUGUGUGGCUGAACUCGCCGAUGAGGAAUUCUAUGCUUUCUCAUACAGGGGCAACUGUAUCUCAUCAAACUGGUUUCGGAACGAACAUGCCCAAUGUACAUGCACUACAGAAUCAAUUUAUAACAUCAGAUACCUAUUCUAUGCAAAUACAUAUGAUCCCUUCUAAUUCUGGAAGAGUUCCUGUAACUUAUCAAGGAAACCCAAGACUUAACCCACCUUUACCAGAGCAGCAGGUUGACUGGUCACAGCAGUGUGCGUCCAGUGGACUGCCUUACCCAGAUUACAGGCCACUUCCAAAGCAAUACAGCUAUUCACCACGAAGCUUUUUGCAAGAUCCUCCUUUUCAGGAACAAAACCCUAUGUCAUCUGUAUCACUACAAGUUAAAAAAAGUCACCCUCCAAAUCCUGCACUGACUUUACAGUCAAAGCAGACUGCAACCGUACCGUCCUACCAAUACGCAGUUACUCAAACUGACAAAAGGCCACCCCCCCCUCCUUACGACUGUCGGUAUGCAAGCCGUCCUCUGCAGAGGACUCAGCACGUUGUUAAAGUCCCUUCUAUGGAAGUUCCUCACAGUCAAGACGUGCACUUACCUGAAAUGAGGAAAGAAUUUUUUAAAGGUUUUCAACAGCAAUGGCAAAACGUUAACGAAAGUUUCAGCAUGAUGGGAAAUCCCUGUAACUUGAGAGGAAAUAGCAACGUCAGUCAGCCUUUUGAUGAACCUGUCAGAUCGUCUGUGGAUGGUGUUCAGGCUCUUGCUCAAAGUAAUCAAGAGGAAAGAAUGGAUUCCCGAAAUCUGACUUCAAAUCAAGUACUUGACACAAGUGCCACAAAAGAAAAGUUAGUGAGGGAUAUUAAAACAUUGGUAGAAAUAAAAAAGAAGUUUUCAGACCUUGCAAGGAAAAUUAAAAUUAAUAAAAAUCUUUUGAUGGCAGCAGGCUGUAUUAAAACAACGAAUACCCCUUACGGUGAAUCGGCUCAAAAUUCUGAGUUGUCUCUGAAACAAACUGUCAAAAUCCAGCCUGGGCCACAGGUAACCCUGGUCACUCCACAGACUGCAGAGAAUAAACCACCAACAGUAAUGGGAUCUGCAGAAGAAACAAAUAGAAUACAUAGUACAUUGAAUUCCACCCUUCAGGACAGAAAUUUUAACCAAGUCAGUUCUGUUUUACUAAAUUCUGCCUGUUCGGAAAAAUUGCCAAUACCAGAAGGGUUACAUGAUUUGAAAGUUGUGAGUUCUUUAAAGACAUCAGCUGUUGAGAUUACCCAGGCAACACUAAAUAACACCCAAUUUUCAUCAGGAAAUUUUGUCAACGUUGCACAAAAUGGGCCAACAAAUUCUGAAACAGCUUCUCUUCCUCAGUCUACGUCCUUUGAGGAAUAUGCUUCAAAAUAUCCAAAUAAAAAUAGGCUAAUUCUCAGUUUACUCGCACCUGGAGAUAAAACUCUGAAGACAUUAUUAAAAGAUACUAAUGAAACUAUUCAAGAUUCAAAGCUGCAUAGUUUUGAAAUAAAUCCAAAUGCCCAAAACACUGGUGACCAACUGAAUUUGAAAACCAUGGAAACUCCAAGUACAUGUAAUAUAAAUGCCAAGAUUUCAGACAGUUCUUCUUGCUUUCAGCUUAAAUCCUUAAAUGAACUGUCUUCUAAAAGUGACCAACACUUUUCAACGGAAUUGCUAGCAACAUGUCUUUCUUUGUGGAAAAAGCAACCUUCAGAACUUACAGAAGGAAAACCAUGUAAUGAGUCAAAAGCAAACAGAACUGCAGUUGGACUUUCAAAGCCUGUGGAAACCUGCGAGAAGAGUCCACUUCCAGCUGUUGGAAAUUGUCAGAAUAAGAUUGUAAACAGCUCACAAGAAACAAUUCUGUCGAUGGUGGCACAGAAUUAUGAGUCUUCAGGUGCAACGACUACAAAGGGAAUUGCUGUAGUGUCGCCCUUAAUUCUUUCAGAUGUCAAAACACUGUCUGUCAGAGGUGCAACUCCUGAAGUCUUACCUGAAGCAGUGUAUCCAGUUAUUGAAGAAGGCAGUGUCUGUAGCUUACAGAAUAAAUUGGUAGAAGAUACUGCUUCGAAGAUUACUGUUAAUGAGCCAGUAACAAGUACUACAAGCAGCAAGGUUUUCCCACUGAUUCAGAAGGAAAAGCAUGAGCCAAUGAAUGCUAAUUCAGAAGGCACACCUCAUGCCAGUCAAGGGAAGCAGAACAGAUCAGAGCCAGCUACCCAGUAUCCUGUGAGGGAUCAGCAAGCUUCGUGUAUAUCAAAGGACAGCGACGCUGUGAGCAGCGAUGUAUUACAGAUUGGCGAUAUUUGUUCUCUUGUUGAAGGCGAUACCUCUUACAAUUCCCAAAUAGCAAAGAUAUUCAAUUUGUCCCCUUUAAACAAAGUUGAGCCACAGAAGCCCUCUCUGCCCAACCCCCAAGGGACAAAUAGUAGCCAACAAAAUGAACAGUUGGAUAACAUCACUGAAAAUAAAGACUUUGGUUUUCAGGAUAUUGUGCCGUGCACAGAUGUGUCACGUAAAAUAACUGACCAGUCACAGUCACUGCAACCUUCAGAAUCGUCAUCUUUGAAGUACGUUGAAGCAAAGAGUGGCAUUCUGGAGGAAAGCAGUUUGGAGCAUGUCACUAAAAAUGAAGGCAUGGCUGACGAUACGUGUUCAUCGGCUGCUGUUCAGCAGGACAGUUGCCCUCAGGAAGGUGAUGUGUCCUCCACUUACACGGACCAGGAUCCUACAAGAAACGAGAUUCUCAGUGACAAGACACCCAUCUUAUACCUGCACGAUCAGCUGUCAGAACUUUUGAAAGAGUUUCCCUACGGUAUUGAACCUGUGAACUUGCAUGAAGGUUCUGUUGUCCAGCAAACGACAGACCAGAUCUCAAAAGCUCAAGCUUGUGACAAAACCGGUUGUAACUCCAAAGACUCCACAGACCAAAUCCAAAUUACGAUAUUGAACUUGGAGCAAAUGAAAGAAUUAUUUCCUGAGCAGGACGACCAACUGACAGAACCUCAGGAAGAAAAGCCUGUCCCAAAAGACAGGAAGCAGUGUGACCCACAAGCACGUACAGUUGAAGAAAGUUGCGAGUCUGUAGCAGUGGAUUCAGAAAAAGAUGAUGUGCGUUGUUGUGCACUGGGGUGGCUCUCUAUGGUUUAUGAAGGAGUUCCUCAGUGCCAGUGUAGUUCUAGUGAGAACUCAGCCUCCAAGGAAGAAGGGAAACGGCCGUGUUCUCCCUUGGAGACCAGCAGUUACAAACAAGGACAGAGAACUGAUAGAUGUGACCCUGUUGCAUUUAAUAAGCCUCCGAGUAAUAAUCCAGAGACUCCUGUGAAUUUACCAGUUGAGAAAAAGCAUGUUCCUGAAACAGAGCAAGGCAAGAAUGUAGAAGAUAAAUCCAAAGCAAAACCUAACAGCUCCCUAAGGACAGAACAAGAGUUGUCUGGUCCACUUCUAUCCAAAGCUGAUAAGAAACUAGAUUCCUCCUUGCAGAGUCACAAAAGAAAAAAAAGACUGCAAUUUCAUGAGAUAACUUUUCACUCCACGAGCAAAAUUACAAAAUUUUCUCAAGAGGGCCUGCAGAGGAAGCUCAUGGCCCAAAGCCUACGCCCAUUAAAGCCAAAGAUGGGUUUUUUGACAAGUAAAAAUAAAGAUCUGCAUAUGAAAAAUGGCUCCCUGGUGCCAUCAGUGUCCCCAGAAAAGAGAAAAUUGAAAGCAGGUGGCUCCAAACAAAAAGUUUUGGAAAAAAGGAAGUUGGAUGAAGGGAGCAUACUUGACUCGGAGAUGAAAAGGAAGAAGAACGAUAAGCCCGAGCGGGGUAAACACGUGGGAGGCGGUUCCUUUAAAUUCCGUUCUCUUUUCUCCACCCCCAGUGAAAGAGCCAGGAUUAAAGAAAAGACGGCCCCGAACGUUACGUCCCCAGGCUCCAAGGAUAGCUCAUCGAAAAUUCAUAGAGUCCUGGCCCCGAAGGAGUAUUUAUCAAGGCAGACGCUUAUAGAAGCAGGGCCUAGCGGCAAAGCGUUAAAGAAAAGUUACGCAAAAAGCGCAACGUGUGACUCCCAGCACGUGAGGCCCGGUAAGCUUUCUGUGCGAGUUGGAAGUUGUGAGAAGUCAAACAGCAGCCUUCAGACCGCCAAAGAAUCGUUUAAUAUCUGUACCAGCCGUGGCAAAACCCUCAAAAUCCAUCAUUCCAAGGAGUCUAAAACAUACAUUUCAAGGAAUAGUAAAGGAACGGUUGGUGGAAAACAGGCUGAUAAAAUGUGGAUUGAUAAAACCAAAUUAGACAAGAAUUUAAACAAUGCAAAUAGUGACGUUGAAUUCAGCCAGAUGUCCUCCCAGGCAAAGGAUCAAAGGAAACUAUAUCUGAACAGAGUUGCAUUUAAAUGCACUGAACGUGAGCGCAUUUGUCUCACAAAAUUAGAUAAUUCACCCAGGAAGCUUAAUAAAGAGAAGAGACCAGAAGGUAAACCUAAGAGCCUUGUACCUGUGAAAGAUGCCGCGGAGAAACUGAGCAUGCUGGAGUUUAAGUUAUGUCCAGAAGGACUGUUCAGUAAGAAUACAAACCCCGUUGAAGACCAAAAGGAUCUGCAGCCUUGUCCUAGGAAGGAGCAAGCCCCUGUGCAAGUUUCAGGAAUAAAAAGUACAAAAGAAGACUGGUUAAAAUGUGUGACUGAGGAGAAAAGGAUGCCAGAAGCCAACCAAGAAAUAGAUGAUAAUGUUUUGGCUCAUUCAAGACUCGCCAAGGGAAGCUUCAGUGCGGAUGGAUUUGAGACACUACAAAACCCAGUAAAAGACUCAAAAGCAAUGUUUCAGACCUACAAAAAGAUGUACAUGGAGAAGCGAAGCAGGAGUCUUGGUAGCAGCCCGUUAGAGUAAUUCUGAGACUCAGUUCUUCUGAUGGUUCCAUAAUUGCCACCAGAAAAUCUGUCACUUUAAGUUCAGAAUGUUUUUCUGGAAAUACAAUUGCCAUGAUAAAAUUUCUCAGAGAUUUUGGUUACCACUUAGGUUAUGCAUAUCAUUGAAAUCACUUAGUUGGCUUGAGAACCUUAUUUGUGAGUAGCAGACGUAAGAAAUAGACGGUGUUUGUCAAGGAAGCCAUAAGGGAUGGAAUUUUGACGUUCUUAAACCAAGUUUACCAUUAUCUUGAAAGGCAUUUUUAUCUUAUUUUGAAAUGCUAACUAAAGGAGACCUGUUCCUCAGUUAGGGACUUGUUUAUUUCAGCUGGGACUGUAAAUAUAUUUUUGUUUCUAAAACAUGUUAGCAAAACUUAUUUUUCAAAAAUGCUGUGAAUGUUGUCAAAGUAUAUUCUUAAGUACUUUGUACCAAAUUGUAAACUUUUUGUCAGAGGUCUUGUUUUAUACUUGUUAAACUGAACACAACUUUUGCAUAAUGUUUAAACAUUACAUUUCAUACUUGAAAUAAACAUUUAUUUUUUAAAAAAUAUA
Camelus dromedarius (Arabian camel) is the source of this 8623-nucleotide messenger RNA. It is a transcript of the gene RESF1, whose product is annotated as retroelement silencing factor 1. The record is from RefSeq and is a predicted model, not a curated record. The transcript has 5 exons. Lineage: Eukaryota; Metazoa; Chordata; Mammalia; Artiodactyla; Camelidae. Gene Ontology annotation, molecular function: histone methyltransferase binding. The coding region runs from base 2832 to 8054 and encodes 1740 amino acids. Gene Ontology annotation, cellular component: nucleus.